AGUGACAUUCAAGCCAGAACGAUAACUUGGCUACCUCAUGUCUAUUGUCACCGCAGAAGAUGUCCGAUGAUGAAGCCGACCCGGAACUCCUGGCUCUGAUCCGGCAGUCCCUUGGUCUGGGACCAACUUCUCCUACGGCUCCCCCCAACACAGGAGUUUUGAAAUCCGCCGAGUACAUCUGCGACAAUGCCAUUGAUGUGUCAAUAUCCAUGUCGGGCACAAAAGCCGCCGCCCAUACAGUAUGGCAAUUGAUGCAGAAGAAGGGUUAUUCUACCCAGACCUGGUCCGAACAUGAACUCCAUCCCCAGACCAAGGACGAAGCCACCGUCAACUUUAUUUUCACCAUGAACUUACUCAAUUUCUCCUUCUGGUCGGAGCUGCCUGCUGACCAACGAUUUGCGGUGCAUUACAAGGAUCGCACCUGGACUGGCUACUGGUCUUUGGUUGCUGCUCUCCAGAGAGCGUUAGACGAAGGCAUCUCCAUUACCACUCCAUCAUUCUGGCAAGAUAUCGACGCUUGCCCGGAUACACUGCUGGCACAUGUGUUCCGGUCUGCAACGGCUGAGCCAAUCCCCCUUUUGGAGGAACGGAUCUCUAUCUUGCGUGAAGCAGGGACAAUCUUGUGCCGAGACUUCGAGUCUUCGCCCGCAACACUAAUCAAGCAAGCCGAUCACUCUGCUUCCCUGCUGGUCAACCUUCUUGUACAACAUUUCCCCAAUUUUCAGGACGAAACAACCUUCAAGGCGCGACGGGUGCACCUUUACAAACGGGCGCAGAUUAUGGUGGCGGACCUGUGGGCGUGCUUCAACGGAAUCUCAUACGGCGAGUUCUGGGACAUUGGGUCGUUGACCAUGUUUGCCGACUACCGCAUCCCACAGAUGCUACAGUCGCUCAACUGUCUGUGGUACUCGCCACGGUUAGAGAGUCGCAUUGCCCGGCUCGAAAUGCUCGAACCAGGCGAGCCAGCUGAGGUCGAGAUCCGCGGUUGCAGCAUCUGGUGCGUUGAGCUGUUGCGCCGACAGAUCGAGUCCAUGUACCCCGAGUCCAAGGCCCGCCUGAAUGCAGUCUUGAUCGACUUCUUCCUCUACGACACUUGCAAGGAGAUGGAAGCAAGAGGCGAGAUCGACGACGAAAAGAUCCUCCCUCACCACCGGACCAGGUCCAUCUACUACUGAGGAUCCUGGCAUCUUCAUCCAUCAUUUUUCUUUUUCUCUUUUUCUCCUUUCUUUUGCAGGAAAAGCCCACCUCGAUAAAACUCAGCAAUGCACGGCGUGUUUUUGGACAAGGCUACAUAGAACUUGACUUUUGCUCUGUGGCUCGGAUAGACUUUUUGGCUGGAGCAAUCCUGCCUCCGGGCUAGCGAUGUAAAGAUACUUUAAAAAUAGAAGAUUCUGGGAUUUUCAAUAAAACUAGACCCGUUGAUUCG
Exophiala mesophila is the source of this 1426-nucleotide messenger RNA. RefSeq lists its product as uncharacterized. NCBI's taxonomy places the organism in Eukaryota, Fungi, Ascomycota, Eurotiomycetes, Chaetothyriales, Herpotrichiellaceae. The coding region runs from base 60 to 1175 and encodes 371 amino acids. The transcript has 2 exons. The record is from RefSeq and is a predicted model, not a curated record.